AUUUUGCAGGAGCCAAAGACGGACAAGGAUGAAGAGCACUGUCGUAAGGUAAAUGAGUACCUGAACAACCCCCCCAUUCCCGGAGCACCAGGCAGUGGAGGCGGCAGUGGCCAUGAACUCUCAGCGCUCGGAGGAGAGGGAGGCCUGCAAAACCUGCUGGGAAAUAUGAGCCACAACCAGCUGAUGCAGCUGAUUGGACCAACCGGACUGGGGGGACUGGGAGGCCUGGGAGCUCUAGCAGGACCAGGACUCGCUAACCUGCUGGGCGGAGGAGGACCAGCUACAAGCAGCUCCUCGUCCAGUUCUCGUAGCCAAUCAGCGGCAGCCACUCCUUCAUCAGGCGGAGCCCCCAGACUGAGCUCCUCCCAGGCCCCGACCACCCCCGUGACCCCUGCUGCCUCAGCUGUGUCACCUACUAGUGUUGCUCCCUCCACACCAGCCGCAGCUCAGACUCCUCUGGCCCCAGCCUCUGUUGGAAGCCCUGGUUCCCACCAGCCCAUCCAGCUCAGUGACCUUCAGAGCAUCCUUGCCACCAUGAACGUCCCGGCGACGGCGGCUGCUCCGGGAGCAGCAGUGGAUCUAGCCAGUGUUUGCACCCCCGAGAUGAUGGCUCCCAUCCUAACCAAUGCUGAGGUCCAGCAGAGGCUCCUGCCCUUCCUCCCCAGUGGUGAGAGUUUACCUCAGAGUGCUGAGGAGAUCCAGAACACUCUCAACUCACCUCAGUUCCAGCAGUCGAUGAGCAUGUUCAGCAGUGCCUUGGCCUCCGGGCAGCUCGGCCCCCUCAUGAAUCAGUUUGGUCUGCCGGCCGAAGCUGUGGACGCCGCCAACAGAGGAGAUGUGGAGGCGUUCGCCAGCGCCAUGCAGGGCAGUAAAGGAGACGCGAAGGAAAAGAAGGACGAUGAGGACAUGAGUCUGGAUUAGAGUUCGACCCUCUGAGCAUCGUGAACUCCAGUGAUUCCUUCUCUCUUUUAUUUCAUUAUGUUUCUCUCCCUCUCUUCUAAGUUGACUUGUACUUUUCUAAACCAAAGGCAACACUCAGGAUGAACAGAGCUGUAAAGAGAUGAGUGAGGCCAGUUCUUCCUCUGACUCUGUCUGUUCAACUGGCCUGAGGUUAGAAGACGAAGCCUUAAGUUUGAUGUUUCUUUCUGUUUUCCUGUUGUCACUUAAGACUCCAGGAGCCUGAGUUAAUCCUGAAUAAAUCAUAUCAACAAAAA
Paralichthys olivaceus (Japanese flounder) is the source of this 1214-nucleotide messenger RNA. Lineage: Eukaryota; Metazoa; Chordata; Actinopteri; Pleuronectiformes; Paralichthyidae. The record is from RefSeq and is a predicted model, not a curated record.